Thlaspi arvense is the source of this 2004-nucleotide messenger RNA. NCBI's taxonomy places the organism in Eukaryota, Viridiplantae, Streptophyta, Magnoliopsida, Brassicales, Brassicaceae. The record is from the annotation of a GenBank genome assembly.
AUGUUUACAUUUCUUUUCUCACCUGAAAAGUCUGCACAGAUGUGGUGGCGAUGGCGGCGGCGGCAGUGGUCAGCCCCUCUCCUCCUUCUCCUCAUCGUUGCCACUCUCCUCCCUUCCUCUUCCGCCAUUGAUUUCCUCUACAAUUCCUUCAGCUCUGCAGUCAACAGAACUGACCUCAUCCUCAUCGAAGAUUCCCGCGUAGACUCCACCGUAAUCCGCCUCAUCAACGAGUCCAAUCAAUUAUCUUUAGGCCGAGUUUUCUACCCACAAAAGCUUCCAAUUAUACCCGAUCCAACCCGAAACCCGACCCGACUCUCCUCUUUCUCCACUUCCUUCGUCUUCUCCGUUCUCCCUGACAUACCCACCAGUCCUGGCUUCGGCCUCUGCUUCGUCCUCUCCAAUUCCACCUCUCCUCCAGGCGCUAUCGCCAGCCAAAACUUCGGUCUCUUCCCCCUGAUACCCAGUCGACUCGCCGCUCCUCUCCUCGCCGUCGAAUUCGACACCGGUGAGAACAACGAAGCCAACGACAUCGACGGAAACCACAUAGGGAUCGACCUUAACAGCAUCCUAUCCACCAAAUCCGAACCCGCCGGCUUCUACGAUUCUGUUAAUGGAAGCUUCGUCAGCUUAAAUAUGCGUAACGGACAGAACGUCCAUGCUUGGAUCGAUUUCGAUGGCCCCAAUUUCGAGAUCAACGUCUCGAUUGCCCCCGCCGGUUUGCCUCGACCUCGCCGGCCUACGCUCACCUUCCGUGAUCCGGUUAUCGCGAAUUAUGUCUCCGCCGAUAUGUACGUCGGCUUCUCCGCCUCUAAAACGCGUUGGGUUGAAGCUCGGAGAAUUCUAGCUUGGAGCUUGAGUGAUACCGGAUCUCUUCGAGAGAUAAACACAACGAAUUUGCCUGUUUUCUUCCUGAAAUCUUCGUCGUCUCCUCUUUCAACUGGAACAAUCGCCGGGAUCGUUGUUGGUUGCGUUGUCUUCGUGGGUCUACUUGGAUUUGCGGGUUACUUGUUGUGGAGGAAACUAAUGAAAGAGGAAGAAGAAGAUGAGGUCGAGGAGUGGGAGUUGGAGUUUUGGCCGCACCGCUUCAGCUACGAAGACCUUGCCGCCGCUACGGAGGUUUUCUCCAACGAUCGGCUUCUUGGAUCCGGUGGAUUCGGUAAAGUUUACAGAGGAAUUCUGCCGAACAACAAUGAGUUAGCUGUCAAAUGCGUGAACCACGAUUCGAAGCAAGGGCUGAGAGAGUUCAUGGCGGAAAUCGAGAGCAUGGGUCGGCUCCAGCAUAAGAAUCUGGUUCAAAUGCGAGGAUGGUGUCGCCGGAAAAACGAGCUCAUGCUCGUCUACGACUACAUGCCAAACGGAAGCCUCAACCAAUGGAUAUUUGAUAAUCCUAAAGAGCCAAUGCCGUGGCGGCGGAGGCGACAUGUGAUCAACGACGUGGCGGAGGGGCUUAACUAUCUUCACCAUGGGUGGGACCAAGUGGUAAUCCACCGAGACAUCAAAUCAAGCAACAUCCUUUUGGAUUCCGAGAUGCGUGGGAGGCUAGGGGACUUCGGCCUCGCCAAGCUGUACGAGCACGGUGGAGCACCCAACACGACGCGUGUGGUGGGUACGCUCGGGUAUCUAGCGCCGGAGCUGGCGUCUGCGUCGUCUCCGACAGAGGCCAGCGACGUGUACAGCUUUGGCGUGGUGGUGCUGGAGGUGGUUUGCGGGAGGAGGCCGAUAGAGUACGGGGAGGAGGAAGACAUGGUGCUUGUGGAUUGGGUUAGGGAUCUGUACGGCGAAGGAAGGGUGGUUGAUGCGGCUGACGAGAGAGUGAGGGGAGAGUGUGAGACGAGUGAUGAAGUCGAAUUGUUGCUGAAAUUAGGGCUGGCUUGUUGUCACCCUGAUCCAGCGAAGCGACCGACUAUGAGAGAGAUUGUAUCACUCUUAAUUAGCUCGCCACCGGAGGAUUUGUUGAGUGGACUCACGCCGGUUGCCACUGACUCUGCCUCCGCACUCUCCUGA